Molecule: messenger RNA, 339 nt
Organism: Hydatigera taeniaeformis
Lineage: Eukaryota; Metazoa; Platyhelminthes; Cestoda; Cyclophyllidea; Taeniidae
Source: the annotation of a GenBank genome assembly
AUGGCUAUGUUCGGUUACAUGACCACGGAUUAUGACUCCAUUGACAUGACGCACUCACUCAAAAUUGAAGCCAGUGGCACCGAUAUGAAGAGCCUUUUGUUCCAGUUCCUCGACGAAUGGCUUUUCGCUUUCUGUGCAGAUGAAUUCUUCUUCCCAAGGGUGAUCAAAAUAACUGAAUUCGACAGGGACAAUUUUCGCAUAAAAUCCGUGGGAUGGGGUGAGCCUUUUGAUUUAAAGAAGCAUCCUCAGGGCACUGAAGUGAAGGCCAUCACGUACUCCAACAUGCAGAUUCACGAUACCGAUGGACAUCAUGAAGUUUUCGUCAUAAUUGAUAUAUAG